AUGGAGAUGGAAUUAGCAAACAGUCAAAAAGAGAUUGACAGUUUGACCUCACAAUAUGGUGAUCUUGACCAGUUUGACCAAUUUACAUAUCCUUUAGAGCUUCAGAGUAUGAUAGAAAAUGUAGGUGGGGAAAGGAUAAAAGCCCAAAAGUUGAAGGUUAACAAGAUUCAGUUGUUAAUUGAUCAACACAAAGAUGUGCUGGAUAGAGCAAAGCAUGACUAUGAACAACUGAAGAAAACCGUUGACGAACUGCGGGCAUCUGAUCAGAAUGUCGAGUUGGUAAAAGAGUUGAAACUACGAAUAAAAAAGCUGGAAGGAGUCGUGGGUGAAUCCACCAAGGAUUCUGAUGUGUCUAAGAGGUAA
Ilex paraguariensis (yerba mate) is the source of this 363-nucleotide messenger RNA. The record is from the annotation of a GenBank genome assembly. Lineage: Eukaryota; Viridiplantae; Streptophyta; Magnoliopsida; Aquifoliales; Aquifoliaceae.